Molecule: messenger RNA, 2590 nt
Organism: Nasonia vitripennis (jewel wasp)
Lineage: Eukaryota; Metazoa; Arthropoda; Insecta; Hymenoptera; Pteromalidae
Gene: Pgm2a
Product: phosphoglucomutase-2
Exons: 10
Coding region: 304-2121 (605 amino acids)
Biological process (GO): carbohydrate metabolic process; purine ribonucleoside salvage
Molecular function (GO): magnesium ion binding; phosphopentomutase activity
Source: RefSeq, a predicted model, not a curated record
AGUGCACGACGAGGCGAAAAUAUGUGCACUUUAUUUUUGAAAACUGCUAAGAAGUAUCGCACUUUCGAUUCUAACGUAAUUGACAGGUUUCAAACUGUGCGCCUAAAUGGAUCGGUAAAUAUGGGUUGGCGAACCCGUGAGUCAUAUUUCAUCGAUUCGGCGGCCCGAGUCGUCGAGUUGAAAUAAGAAAAACAAGGAGAACCCAUUGAAGCACAUUCGACUGCUGUGGAACAAACAUCGCUGGCCUGAUAUCACAGUUGAGCUGUGACUCUUAACAAAGCUACUUGUGAGAAGUGAAAAAUAAUGGCUCCUAAUUUUGUGAAUACUGGAGAUUCAACUCUAGAUGUUAAGAUUAGAGAAUACUUAACUUGGAAUAAUGAUGAAAAGGCAGAAAAAGAAAUUCAAGCCUUAAUGCAACAAGGAGAUGUCAAAACACUCUCAAAUUUAUUUCUCAAAAGACUGGAAUUUGGAACCGCAGGCCUAAGAGGCAGGAUGGGACCAGGAUAUAAUCAAAUGAAUGAUUUAGUGAUUAUCCAAACUGGUCAAGGAUUAGCAAAGUAUUUAAUGAAAACUAUACCUGAUGUCAAAGAAAAAGGUAUUAUUCUAGGAUAUGAUGGUCGAUAUAAUAGCAAGAGAUUUGCUGAGUUGACUGCAGCAAUCUUCUUGAACCAUGACAUUAAAGUCUAUAUGUACUCUAAACUUUGUCCUACACCAUUCAUCCCAUAUGGAGUGCUCAAAUACAAGUGUGCUGCUGGUGUAAUGGUAACAGCAUCUCACAAUCCCAAAGAAGAUAAUGGCUACAAAGUAUAUUGGGAUAAUGGAUCUCAAAUUAUUUCACCUCAUGAUAAAGGAAUUCAAAACAGCAUCUUGGAAAAUCUUGAACCCCUACAAUCAUCGUGGGAUACAUCUAAUGUUUAUAAUCAUUCUCUAUUCAAAGAUCCAUUAGAUGAAGUCAUGAAUACAUACUUUAACGAUAUCAAGAAUAACGUUCUAUAUCCUGAAAUCAACAAAAAUACUCCGUUGAAAUUCGUAUAUACACCUGUACACGGCGUUGGUCACAACUAUAUGAUUGAGGCAUUCAAAGUUGCCAAUUUCAAACCUUUCAUCGUCGUUGAAGAACAAAAGGAUCCUGAUCCUGAAUUCUCAACAGUGAAAUUCCCCAAUCCUGAAGAGCCGAGUGCACUCGAAUUGAGUAUUAAAACGGCGAACAAGAAUGGUUCUACGAUUAUUCUCGCCAAUGAUCCAGACGCUGAUAGACUUGCGUGUGCAGUGAAAAAACCAAACGGAGAAUGGCACAUAUUUUCUGGAAACGAAUUGGGCGGCUUAUUGGGUUGGUGGAUGUUACAUACAUUGAGGGUGAGAAAGCCUGAUGCAAAUAUAGCAGAUACUUACAUGCUUGCCUCGACUGUGUCAAGUAAAAUACUAGCGUCAAUGGCGAAGAAAGAAGGUUUUAAGUUUGAGGAAACUUUGACUGGCUUCAAAUGGAUGGGCAACAGAGCAUCCGAGCUAAUAAAAUCUGGAAAGACGGUUCUAUUCGCUUACGAAGAAGCUAUAGGAUUUAUGUGUGGCUCACACGUAUUAGAUAAGGAUGGUGUAAGCGCGGCCACUUGCGUCGCAGAAAUGGCAGCAUAUCUUCAAACCAUCGGUCUCACGCUUAUUGACAAAAUUAACGAGAUAUACUGCGAAUACGGACAUCACAUAAGCGAUAACUCCUACUGGAUUUGUCACGAAAAGGAAGUCAUCAACUCGAUCUUUAAUCGCCUCAGAAAUUUCGGAGGAAAAGAAAAUGCCUAUCCAACCUGUAUUCUCGGAGGAAGAUAUACUAUUACAAGUGUCAGAGAUCUAACUACAGGUUACGAUAAUACUAAGCCUGGAAAUAAAGCGGUUUUACCAGUAUCUAAAUCAAGCCAGAUGAUAACGUUUACUUUUAAAAAUGGAUUAGUAUGUACUCUUAGAACUAGUGGAACUGAACCAAAAGUUAAAUAUUACAACGAACUCUGCGCUUCGCCAGAUCAAAAAGAUUUGAAGCAACUUCAAGGUAUUUUAAGCGAAAUGGUAGCUGCUAUUGUUGAAGAGUUUUUGCAACCCAACGAGAAUAAAUUGAUUCCUCGUAGUUCGUAAAUUAAUUUGGCGAUAGUUCCGCAAGACCUGUACAUUUAUAAUGGUCAGAGAGAUAUGAUUGUAACAAAAUGUGGCUACGGUGGUGAGAAAUUGCUUUCCAAACAAACUUUUACAAAGAAAGUCUUACUUAUAAUUUGACUGAAUUAAGGAUAUUUGUAAUGACUGCUGAAAUCAAAAUGAAGAAAAGUUAUGAGUGGUAUUUGUGAUAAAAUAGAUUUAACUAUAGUUCCCAAUUAUUUCUUGUUGACUUAUCUUUUAUUACGGUUUAUAAACAAUGAAUAAAUCUUUUAUAUUUUAAAAAAUUUUUUGUCUUAGAAUUACUCAAUUUUUGCGCCGUACUUUUAACUACUACAACUUGUGUAAAAAAAUAUAAUCUACGCUGCGUAUUUUCAAUAUCUACAAACAUACUUUUAUAUUAUUGAUUGUAGAAAAGUUAAUAAGAAAGUAGAAUCUGUAGGGCAGUAAAGUA